AUGAAGUCCAAUUCCUCUACUUUGAUCAAACUUUUAGUACUAGGAUGUCUUUCAGUUGUUUGUGUUGCAGAAGAUUUUGAUUUCUUCUACUUUGUCCAGCAGUGGCCAGGGUCAUACUGUGACACAAAGAAAAGUUGCUGCUAUCCAACGACAGGGAAGCCUGCAGCUGAUUUUGGCAUUCAUGGGCUGUGGCCAAAUUACAAGGACGGUUCAUACCCCUCAAACUGCGACCCUAGCAACCCCUUUGAUCAAUCUGAGAUUUCAGAUCUAAGAAGCAGCAUGCAGAAAGAAUGGCCAACACUAGCUUGCCCCAGCGGCAGUGGCAUAGAGUUCUGGACACAUGAAUGGGAAAAGCAUGGCACCUGCUCAGAGUCUGUGAUUGACCAACAUGGUUACUUUGCAGCAGCUCUUAACCUCAAAAAGAAAUUAAACCUCCUCCAAGCUCUUAAAAGUGCAGGCAUACAACCAAAUGGGGAUUCUUACAGCCUUGGAAACAUCAAGGACGCAGUUAAAUCUGGAACUGGUUUCACUCCAUUCAUAGAGUGCAAUGUGGAUGAAUCUGGCAACAGCCAACUUUACCAGGUUUACUUCUGCGUGGACACUUCUGGCUCUGACCUCAUUGAAUGCCCAGUUUUCCCCCAUGGAAAAUGUGGUUCACAGAUUGAGUUUCCUUCUUUUUAG
Molecule: messenger RNA, 681 nt
Organism: Prunus armeniaca (apricot)
Lineage: Eukaryota; Viridiplantae; Streptophyta; Magnoliopsida; Rosales; Rosaceae
Source: the annotation of a GenBank genome assembly